AUGAGUCUAAGCCAUUCGCAUAUAGCUCAAAAGUGUGUCUCUCGCAUCUUAUCUCGCAAAGUCCUUUCUUCCUCUGCUAAAUCUCUUGCCCUGGGUCAGAGGUACUUUGUGACAUCAUUAGUCAGAAGAUCCAGCACGGAUGAACAUUCCUCGACAAGUUUUUUCGGAAAUGUCAGAUCCAUGUGGGGCUCUGGGGCAGAACGGAAGAAGAAGAUUGAAGAUAGAGAUAUUCGAGAAAACGCCUCGAAUCCUUACAUUCGGUAUCCUUUGAUCACAGAGGAGCAAAUGAAGACCAUUUCCAAUGAUAAGUACAAACUUGAUUUUUCGUACGCCUCAUACGCUCACCAUAGUCUCGAUACCGAUCCAACAAUCAACUCUCUCAGUGACUUAACCGAUCCAACUCUGCUCAAUAGUCUUCUUCCUAGGAGAAGACCUCAUCAAUCUCCUGUUGAUACGCUUUCUAUUAAAGCAGGAGACGACGCCAUGUUAGUAUGCUCCACAACUAUGGCUAUUGCUGACGGUGUUUCUGGCUGGGAAUCUAAGGGAGAGCAAAGUUCGUCGGGCAUCUGGGCUAGAUCAAUGUUGGAAACACUCAGCCGGCUCAUGACUGAGUACAAGAUAUCACACGUGCCCCACCAUUUGAAUAACAGGGACAUUGAACAGAUAUUGGACGACACUUACUUGCAUACAUCGCAUCUUAUGGACCUUCAAGGUUUGAAAGGGUCAUCUACGCUUGUCUUGGGAAUGCUCAGUGGAGACAUGCUAAAAAUGAUUAGCAUUGGUGAUUCCAAGAUUUACAUCAUAAGGGAUGGAGAGAUUGUAAAAACUAAUGAAGAGCAGAUGGUUUCCGAUUUGUGCCCAAAGCAAAUUGGAACUCAAACCCUUAAUGUUUUGCCAUCGCAAAUGUGCUGGGUGGACGACAUGGAGUUACAAGAAGGUGACCUUAUUGUCAUGUGUUCCGAUGGCAUCUCUGAUAAUCUUUACGAAUGGGAAAUUCUUGAAAUGCUCAACAAGAACAUGAAGAAAGACAACAUGAGGAAAGUAGCUAACAGAAUUUUGGCCAAGGCCAAGCAAGUGGCAUUUGAUGAUCAUGCUUACACACCUUACAACGAAAAGGUGAACAAAAUUAAUCCAGACGGAUGCAGCAUAGGAGGUAAGCUCGAUGAUAUGUCCUUGGCUAUCGCUAAAGUGGUUCCUAAUUUGGAAAAGCGCAAGAUUAAACAGAAUUGA
Messenger RNA from Clavispora lusitaniae ATCC 42720, 1230 nucleotides. It is a transcript of the gene PTC8, whose product is annotated as Ptc8p. The record is from RefSeq and is a predicted model, not a curated record. NCBI's taxonomy places the organism in Eukaryota, Fungi, Ascomycota, Pichiomycetes, Serinales, Metschnikowiaceae. Gene Ontology annotation, biological process: protein dephosphorylation. Gene Ontology annotation, molecular function: protein serine/threonine phosphatase activity.